ACUCGGAUGCUGGGGGUGUGUGUAGGGUGGUGUAGUUCUUCCACCCCUUUGUCUCCCGUGCCCAGCCUCUUUUGAGGCCUCUGUGUCCACCCAGAAGGACCCUCCUGAGGCACUAAGUGGCAAAAGUUGAAGGUAUGAGAGAAGGAACGAAGUUGGAUAUAGAGACUGGAGUAGGCCACUUCUAGGCCUCACUUUGAUCCUGCAACAGUGGGAAUGCCCCCUGGGGCUCCCUGGGAUGGUCCACCGCUGAGGUGGUCCAGGAGGUGUGGCAAUGGGGAGGGAAAAGUGAAGUUUCCAUUUGUGUGUUAGGUAGGUGAAUGCUAGCCAUUGAGGUCUAAGGCAGUCAGGUCUACCCUUCACUGCUAUUAGAGCACGGGCUCUGAGCCCCCAAUCCACCAAUCACCAUUGACUAGGGAGGGGUUCCAGGAGUCUAUGUGAUCCAUUGGUCUUUAGCUGGGCUAGCCCAUCCCUUAUACUUCUAGGCUGGGCUGGCCCAGAACUCAACUCACUCACUCGGGCUGGGUCUCCUUGGAAGCUUCUGUUAACAAACAGCCCUUCUCCUUCUGGAUGCAGGUAUCCAUGGCAACAGGAUAGAACCCAUCUUUCCCUAGGCCUGCUAAAGGCUCAGGCCUCAGGUCAGUGUUGGUGGUGAACCCUUUGGGCUGGGGAGAUGUGAGUGAGAGUCACAGGUAGAGUGCCAUCACUUCUGACCUUUGCUCUAGGCUGAGAAUUAGGGGGACAAAGAGGAGACAGCUGGUGGACACACUGAGAACACUCAAGCAACCAACAGCCCUCUCUCCUAUGGGGUGGACACAUACAUGUGGGCCUCCUCAGUGACCCCUGGUGAACUGUUCACUUCUCUCUGACCCAUGUAAGCUCCAUGAGGUACCCAUACCUGGGAUACAAGGGCAAACUUGAGCCUACUUUCCCUCCCAGCUCCUGACCAACAUCGAGCAUGGUCCCAGAGUCUUCUGUAGAGUCUGAAGAGGAGCAGGUGCCCCUGGUGCCAGCAGAUGGAGAGCCGGCCAGCAGUGAUGUGGGGCUUCCAGCUGGCACACCUGCAGACACAGGGGAUCCUUCAUGUUCCCAGGACGCUAAGCCCUGCUCUGCACCGGUGGUCAACCAGCAGUUGGCCCCUGAGGCCCUGGACCCCCGAGCCCUGAAGCUGCUGUGGAAACAGAAAGAACUGGAGAUCCAGUCACUGCGGUGGGCCCUCCAGAAUGACCGGCACUGUCACAUCCUACAGGAGGUGGCAGGGAUUCCCCCGGAGAGGAGCUACUGCGCUCAGGAAAAGUUCCUGCAGAACCGGGUCCAGAAGUUGACCCUGGAUCUCAAAGCACAGAAAGAACAAGCCCAGCUGGAGAAAGAGCUCUUGGAGAAGCAGCUGAUGCAGACCCUCCACAUGGUGCAGCAGCUGGAGGAUGAGCUACAGAAUUUCCAGAAGUCAUGUCUUCUGCAUCUGGCCCACUCCUCCUGGGUGGGCCGCAUACUUCGGUCACAGACUGGCAGUGUGGAAGUGAUCACUGCAGAGACACUAAUGGAACCCAGUGACUUCUCAGAUAAUGAACAGACUGGGGAGGGUUUCCGGCUGGAGGAUGUGGACUGGAAUAGCAUUGCCCGCCGAUUCCCCAACCUCCUAACCAACAUCAAGUCCAGUGUGGAGCAGAGGCAGCCCCAGGCCCGUCCGCCCCCGUCACUGGACACAUGGAGCUUGGAUUACCCUGACAAGCAUCUGGAGAGGCCUGGCAAGAACCUGGAGUGGAGCUCUUUGCCCGUGGUGGGCACGAGCAGCUCAGAGGGCACCGACACUGACUCUAACCACUGCCAGCCUAUCCUGCGUUCCCAAGAGCAGAAGGGGACAGGGUAUCCAGCCCAGGCCACAGACUUGUCUUCCUCUGAGCAGAUCCAGGCAUGGACUGACAGCUUCAGCAAAGAGACAGAAGGUGGAGAGGAUCGCCAGAAACCUCACUCAGGCCCGCUCACCAAGACAGUCCUGAAGUCCUAUGCAGAUGUUGACCACCAGUGUUCUGGGCACCAACUGAGCCAGGCCAACUGGUGCUUGAAGAUUGCAGCCGUGAACUGCCGUGAGAAGUUUGUCCGCAUCCUCAACCAGUCACUAGAGGAGACUGUGGACCUGGGCGGCUUCCUGCUGCAGCAGCUGGUGCAGAAUUUCCCAGUGUGCAUGUUCCGCUUCCCACCUGGCACCCUGCUUGCCCCAAGACACCACAUUACGGUGUGGGGUGAGAGGACGCGAUGCACCAAGAAGCAGCCUGCUGUAUCCUUGGGCCAGGAGCCCUUCCACUUCCACUCCAGUCAGGCCUGCGUGACGCUGCUCCUAAAUGCGGAGGGUCAGGUCCUCAGUGAGCACCAAGCCCCACACGAUGUCACCCUGGGCUCCAGAACCUUUGAGGACAACAUGGACUGGUCUAUUGAUUGUUUCCCUCUCUCUGAGGCUGGACUUGGGACAGACACCCAUGAACAGCAGCGCUGGCCUUCAUCCGUAUGCAAGGGCAGAGUGUCGGAGUCCAGGUCUGGACGCCGGAAGCCAGGGACUCUGGGCAUUUUGCCACGGCUGAGCACUCGCAAGCCUUGCCACCCAGGCAGGGGUCUGGCACAGUGGGAAGGCACCAAGACUGGGAUACAGAAGCUCCUGCCCACCAUCCCUGAGGCUGGGCCGCGCCUAGAGAACUGUUUGAAUAGGAGGGAGCACAAGUUCCAGGUAUGCCGGAAAAGUGUAGACCGGAGCUGCCCCAUGGUGGCUUUGUCUGUGCAGAGCACAGCUGAGAGCAAAUACGGCUUUCGCUUUCUCUGCUGCCCACCCAUCACCACCGAUGUAUGCCGGAGGAUGUAGGGGGCUCUGGCCAGGCAGGCAGUGCCAGCUGCAUAAUUUAUUGAACCAACUUUGCCUACAAAGUAAACAGCAUUUCUGAACACCUGAGUCUUGAAAAUGAUUUGACUGGUUCCUGGAGUAUCGUGUUCCAAGAGGACAGAACCAUCUUCUAACCCCUAACCUAGCAGGCAGGAAACCUACAAAGCCACUGAGGACGGGAGUUCUGGGUGUACCCUUGGAGGUCUAGGUGAACAUCUUGGACCAUGGGCAACAAAGAAGGUACUUUCAGGGUCGGGGGCAUCCACAGAGCCCAGCUACCUCAGCCUGCCCACAUCUUCCUUGCCACGGCCUCUUUAAACCUGUCCCUCCUUUCUGGGAAACAGAUCCCAUGAGAGGGGUGAGUAGGCUAGGCAAUGGCAGGGAGCUGGGACUUCCCAACCCUCAGAUCUAACGUGGGGUCUGAACUCUGAUGCCCCUGGCUAUCCCAAGUCCUGGACUUCUCUCCACCAAGAGGGGCCUCUCCAGUAUCAGGCUCACCUCCUGUCCCUAUGUCCACUAGAUGCUGAGGA
This is a messenger RNA of Perognathus longimembris pacificus (Pacific pocket mouse), 3399 nucleotides long. It is a transcript of the gene Lmntd2, whose product is annotated as lamin tail domain containing 2. Gene Ontology annotation, molecular function: structural constituent of chromatin. Gene Ontology annotation, biological process: chromatin organization. Bases 956 to 2851 code for a protein of 631 amino acids. The record is from RefSeq and is a predicted model, not a curated record. Lineage: Eukaryota; Metazoa; Chordata; Mammalia; Rodentia; Heteromyidae. The transcript is spliced from 14 exons. Gene Ontology annotation, cellular component: lamin filament.